AUGCGUCUACUGAAACACAAUAUUCGUAAACAAAAACAAAAUACUAAUAGUUGCAGUAAUAGUACUUCUACUACUACUUCUAUUAAUAAUAAUAAUUGUAAUAAUAAUAGUCAUGACACUUCUUCUAUUCAAUCUAUUAAACAAUCUAAGCCUAGAAAGGUUUCUGAUGAAAUUAAUAAGAAAUAUUCAUCUCUCUUGAAGAAAUUAUGGGAAAAUGAAAAAUUACUUGAUAAGUAUAAUCUAAGUGAAGAAGUAAAGACACUUCUUAAUACUCGAAUGCAUUUAUGGUUAGAGUAUUAUACAAUUAAUCAAGCUAUGAGUUCUAAUCAUGACUCUGACUCAAACUCUAAUUCUAAUACAAAUAUCUUUGAAUAUAUUGAUAGCUUUUCAGAAAUAACUAGUGAUUUAAUCACACAAAAAACAGACAAAACAGACAAAACAGAUGAAAUUAUUACUAGUACAAUAACAAAAGUUAUUAAAUUUAAUGACACUCAAUUGACUAACUAUUAUAGAAUCGAUUUAAUGGACUUUAUUGAACCUACUUAUGGAAAUUUAAUACCAAAAAGUCUUAAAAUUAAUCUUACUAAUUAUGACGACAAGAUCUCAACAAUCACAUUCUCAUAUAUUCAUACUCCUCUUAUUAAUGAAUUAAUUAAUCAUACUAAUCAAUCUACACUCUCAGUUAAUAAUCAAUUUAAUAAAUCAUUCUCUUAUACUGUUCAAUCCCCUUAUUUAACUUAUUAUCAAUUAGAUUCUCAAAUGAAUUUAACUGAUAGCGACAUCUCUCAAUUAACUAAUGUUAAUCUGAUUAAAAAAGGAUUAUUAACUGUAUCUCUCUGUUAA
Molecule: messenger RNA, 843 nt
Organism: Entamoeba dispar SAW760
Lineage: Eukaryota; Evosea; Mastigamoebida; Endamoebidae
Exons: 2
Coding region: 1-843 (280 amino acids)
Source: RefSeq, a predicted model, not a curated record